CCUGGCCGCUGUCACGCUGGUAUAAAUCCACCUCUGGUGAAUUUAGUCAGCCCUUUUUUUUCCAGCCGUCUCUCCCACCACGCCAAGCCCUCCUCAAGUCCAGGCUACACAAGCAGUAGCUUCGACUUCUCUCUUCUCCAGUUAUGGCAGACCAGGCUUUUGUGACGUUGGCGACCAAUGACAGCUACGCUCGGGGAGCCAUGGUUCUGGGCAAGUCCCUCCGCAACCACAAUACAUCCAAGAAGCUGGUGGCACUCAUCGGUCCACAUGUGUCAGAGGCUUGCCAGUCUGUGCUGAAGAGGAUUUUCGACGAGGUGAGGGUGGUGGACGUGCUGGACAGCGGUGACACGGCGCACCUGGCCUUGAUGAAGAGGCCCGACCUGGGCGUCACCUUCACCAAACUCCACUGCUGGACUCUCACGCAUUACUCCAAAUGUGUUUUCAUGGACGCAGACACACUGGUGCUUUCAAAUAUAGAUGAGCUGUUUGACAGAGAGGAGUUGUCAGCUGCUCCCGACCCCGGCUGGCCUGACUGCUUCAACUCUGGUGUGUUUGUUUUCUGUCCUUCUAUGGAGACUUACGGCAAACUGCUUCAGUUUUGUACAGAACACGGCAGCUUUGACGGAGGAGACCAAGGUGUUUUGAAUGGUUACUUCAACACUUGGGCGACAGCUGAUAUAUCAAAACACCUCCCCUUCAUCUACAACCUCAGCAGCAUAGCCAUCUACACUUACCUUCCAGCAUUCAAGCAAUAUGGUGGCAAUGCCAAGGUGGUCCAUUUCCUAGGGAAGACCAAGCCAUGGAGUUACACAUUCGACCCCAAAGCCAAACAGAUCGCAGGGAGUGUGCAUGAAGCCACCUCACAUCCGACCUUCCUCCUGGACUGGUGGACCCUGUACUCAAGCUCUGUGGUGCCCAUGCUUCAGGAGCAAUAUGGAGAUCAGCCUUUCCAGUCCGGAUGUGUGGAGAGUCUUCCCUUUCAUCUCCUAAAGAUCCAGCACAGUGAGGUAGUCACUUGUGAGGGUCAACAGUUUGAGAGCCAGUCUUCAUAUGCACAAGCACUUGAACCCCAGCUGUCCUCAGAAGAACGGAAGCAGAAAUGGGAGCAAGGUCAGGCAGACUACAUGGGAAUGGACUCAUUUGACAACAUCAAGAGAAAGCUUGACAGUUUCCUUAAAUAGAGAAGCGAUGCAGCCGGAUAUCGACAGAGUACUUGCAGUUUAACAAAACCAUCACCACGCGUCUCUCAAGAAGAUACUGUAAAACAGGUUUUCCUUCGUACCUGUUUCUCAACUAGAAAUGAGUUGAGUCUCUCCUUCCACCAGCACUACCCUCGCCAUACUCCAAAGACGGCGCCGUUUAAAUGGGAAAUAAAAAGUUAAAUAUCAAACGGCGUUAAUUGUCUAUGCAAGACUGUCAUUAUUCAGUGACCCGCCACGGGUGUCUGAUCUGUUACACUGUGAAGAAAAAUCAAAAGAUUUAUCAUACGAUUAAAUUUUUUUGCAAUACAUUUUUUAAAUUUUUUUUUUUUUUUUGCAGAUUUUUUUUUUUUUUUUUCAUGUCAGUGCUCUUCUUGUAAAAAGGGAGGUGGCAACAAGAGUUGAACUGGCAUUUUGUAUCUGUGUCUCAGAUUAGCAGUCACUUACAUAAACAUUCUCUCCUUUUUUUUCUUUUUUACAAUGCAGUCACUUAGUAAUCUUCUGAGCAUUAAUGUUCUUUUCUCAGAAGUGUUUUGCUCUUGAAUUAAAACAGUCUCAUAGAUAUAUAUUUAAAAAAAAAAACAUGUUUACAGCACUUCUAAAGGCCAUGGUAUGGUCAGUUAGCCAUACAUAUAUACUAGAUCCUUCGUGCCUUAGUGUCUUGCUCUCUCUAUUGCCAUCAUCCUAUCUGUACUUGACUAGCAGCUUUUUCUGUAGGUGAUGAGAUUUUUUUCCUUGUGUUUUACUUGACCAGCAUGUUGACUGUACCACAAAAUCUUUCAUCUGGUAUAAUAAAACCAUCUUCAAAGUUUUGGAUUUA
Molecule: messenger RNA, 2019 nt
Organism: Acanthopagrus latus (yellowfin seabream)
Lineage: Eukaryota; Metazoa; Chordata; Actinopteri; Spariformes; Sparidae
Gene: gyg1b
Product: glycogenin 1b
Exons: 8
Coding region: 144-1181 (345 amino acids)
Cellular component (GO): cytoplasm
Molecular function (GO): glycosyltransferase activity
Source: RefSeq, a predicted model, not a curated record